AUGGGUACGACAUCACACUUCUGUGACCUGUCCCCACCCUUCCCCCUCCCCCUCCCCAUUCACUUCACUCUUCCCCACCCUUCCCCAUCCCUUUCUUCACUCACUCUUCCCCACCCUUCCCCCUCCCCUUCUUCACUCACUCUUCCCCACCCUUCCCCCUCCCCUUCUUCACUCACUCUUCCCCACCCUUCCCCCUCCCCUUCCCCAUUCUCUCCCUUCUCCACCCAUUUCGAAACAUUUUUUCUUCCGCCUUCUCACACCACAAUUCCCCCGUUCCCCAUUCCCCGUUUCCCACCACCUCAACCACGCCAGUUCCGUCUCGACUGCAGGGAACUUCCCAUGCUCACAGAACCCUUUGCAAACCACAGCCACCUCAACAGCAUGGUUCAACAACAGGAGUACGAGCAUAGAGGGCAGCACGGGGGGCAGCACAUGCAGCACAUGCAGCACAUGCAGCACAUGCAGCACAUGCAGCACAUGCAGCACAUGCAGCACAGGCGAGUGCUCACAGGAGUAGAUCCCCAAGGCACAGCCGGAGCAGCAGGCACACCUCCCCCUCCUCCUUCCCCAGGCGCGCAAAUCACGGGGUUCCGGAUGGCUCUGAUACCAGCGCACGCGUCUAAUCUCUGGUACAUGCGGUUCUAUUUCGCCGAGAUGAACGUGAGUGCGAAGGUGGGAGACCGGCGGUUUGACAUCCUGCUGGGGAGCGGGAGUCGGGUGGUGGCUCUGGGGAAUAGAGUCGGGCUGCUGGGGGGAAGAGGCGGGCCGGGGAGUGGGGGUGCUGGUGCUGCUGGUGCUGGUGCUGCUGGUGGUGCUGCCAACUCGGCAGCAGAAGCAGCAUUCGGAUCAUCAUCAGCAGCAGCAGCAGCAGCAGCGGAAGCAGCUUCGGAUUUCGACAUUCUCUCGCACGUGCCACCUCGCACGGCCCUCAUCGUGCCCCUCCUCUUCAACUUCUCCCGCUUCUCCCUCGGUCGUUCAGAGGACCUGGAGGUAGGCGUGCGCACAGCAGCCAAUAGCACGCUGCCAGCUGUCCUGAGUGCUGUGGAGCUGUUUGAAGUGGUGCCAGUGUCCCUGGAGAAAGAGGAGGAGGGAGAGGAGGUGAAUGUGGUUCAAGGUUUGGGCUUGGGGGAAGUGGAAUCGGGGAUGAGUGACGGGGGAGAUGCGGGGAGGGGGAGAGUUGGUCGGCGGUGCUGCGCCGCGGCUAGGCGGAGACUGGACUGGGGGGAAGCGGCGGACGACCGUUCCGCAAGUGAGGGGGGAGCCGCCACUAGAACCGCGCCGGAAGCUGCGGUUCUAGUGCGGAGCAAGAAGCGGAUUUCGGUACACGUGGCAGCUCGGGAGGGGGACGUAGAGGCGCUGCGGGACGCGCUAGAUGACAGACCUGGCGCAAUCAACGAGAGGCAACUCCCGGUGUGUCAGUCGCCUCUCCAUCUCGCCGUGGCGGAGGGGCAGCUCGAGGCUCUCCGCUUUCUCCUGGACUGGAGGGGGCAGUGCGGCGGGGCAGGUGGAGCAGAGCUGAGGGCAGACGUGGAAGCACGGAACAUGUUCGGCGAGACCCCAAUCCACGUGGCGGCCAAGAGCAGCAACGCGGAUGCCAUUCGGCUGCUGAUACGAGCAGGCGCACGGGCGGACGUUGCUGCCACGAACGGCAUGACUCCCCUCCAUCUCGCCGUGUGGGCUGCUGUGCAAUCCGCUAGCAGCAACACUGGUAACAACACUGGCAUCACCGCCAGCAGCAGUGCUGCCGCCCAUCCACCAAGCAAGCCAGCUGGAACAGCUGCCUCCGCACCUGAAGGGACACCUGGGUCAGCAAAGGUACCUGAACCGGCACCUGGAUUACAGAAGCAGCAACAACAGCACCUGAAGCAACAAGCAGACCCAGUGCUCUCUCCCUCUCAUCCGUCUCCACCACUCCAAACCCCUGCGGAACUCUCCCCCCAACCACUCUCCCCUGGGGAGCUGUCCCCCCGACCACUCUCCCCCUCCUCCCCUCGUCCGCUCUCCCCCCAUCACCUCUCCCCUCAACCCCUCUCUCCCCAGCCCCUCUCCCCUCAACUGCUUUCCUCGGGCGCCUAUGGCUCUGCCUUCCCCACCUGCCCGCCACCCACACCUGUGUCGCCUGCCAGUUUUGAUUCCCUGCCCGCCGCUGCUGCUGCUUCUGCUUCUCCUGCGACACGGUCCUUUAGUUCCACACCUUCUGCCGGUGCUGGCUGUGGUGGUGCUGGUGGUGCUGCUGGUGGUGCUAGCGCUGCUGGUACUGCUGGUGGCGUCGUGACAGCGGUGGCGGUGCUGCUAGAAGCCAAUGCAGACCCGUGUGCUGUGGACAAGGUCGGCAACACGCCCGUGGCGCUGCUUCCGAGCAAAGCCACACGGUGCUCUGUAUGCCAGGAGGUGCAGGCGCUGCUGCAGCGGCACAUCAGCAGGCGAACGAGGCUGCAGGGCGGGGAGGGGAGGUGGGAUGGUGUGGAGAAGACGUGUGGUGAGAAUUCUCACCAUGUGGACGAGAAGAAGGUUCAGCAGGAGGGGGGUGUGUUUGGGGGGAAGAUGGAGCAGACGCAUCAAGGGGGAGGGGUGCAAUGGGGGAGGGAGAUUGGGGAGCGAGUGGAGGAGAGAAGGGAGGAGCGAAGGGAGGAGCGAAGGGAGGAGCGAAGGGAGGAAGAGGUGGUACUGCAGGGGAAGCAGCAGGAUGAAGGGGCAGAUGAGAGGAAGGAUGGGAGGGGCCAGGGGGAGGAGUGUAGCAGUCUGGGUGGCAGCAGGAGCAAGGCAUGUGACUGUAACGAGCAUGAUCAUCACUGUGGUAACCGCAGCAGCUUUGCUGCUUCGGAUGCUGGAAUCAGGAACGGUGGUGAUGGGUUGACAGGAGGAGGAGGGAGUAGUAUGCCCUGUCUCGCUGAUGUUCCUGAAAAUAAACUUCUCCAAGAGGUGGAGGUGGGGAAACAAGGAGGCAGUGGGAGUGGGAGCAAGGAGGGGAGUGAAGAUGGAGACAUGGACACGGACAUGUCUCCGCUUAGUGGCUUCAGGCUGCACUUCUCGUGUUCAGAAGAGGCGUUGGCAGAGGCGAUCAUCGCACGCACGACAGCGAAGCAGCGCAGGGAGAGGAACGGAGGCAUGGCGGUGCCUGUGCUGCUGGAUGCCCGGGACCAUCUGGACCUGCGUCUGCCUCUGGACUGCUGCUGUGAGGAGCAGCUGAUGACCAUCCACAUGCACGACAUUGAAGCUGCCCUGGUGAUGCUGCCACCGUGA
Messenger RNA from Closterium sp. Naga37s-1, 3243 nucleotides. The record is from the annotation of a GenBank genome assembly. Lineage: Eukaryota; Viridiplantae; Streptophyta; Zygnematophyceae; Desmidiales; Closteriaceae.